CAACUAUAAAAAUCCUACAGGCACGCAAUCUGCGAACUUCACUUUACGUGGACAUACUUCAUUUGAAAAAGUAGCGUUUUUCUUUAAAAUUCCUAACCUUAUAUCCACGUAAUUACGUGGAUUUGGUGCGAAUAGACACAGCGAACAUUAUUACCAUACUACGGAAUUUAAAAAAAAGCUGGCACCAUGGAAGUGGGUGGAGAACAAUUAGAACCCAUUGUUCAAAAAAUGAUUAAUCUCGCCCAGUCAAAGCCUAAAGGAAUAUGUGACCAAGACAUUUCAAUAGAAAUGCCAGAUCUUUUACCAGAGCAGAAGAGAGACGUCAUAAAUAAGCUCUUGAAACUGAAUUACUUAAGAGUUUUCAAGCAGGGAAAAGUUUUGCUGUACAAAUUGAACGAUCCAUCCAAUACUAAGGUUGUAAAAGGUGCCGACAAUGAAGAGAAGGUUGUUUUCUGUAUCAUAGAAGAGGCUGGAAAUAAAGGAAUUUGGGUCAGAGAGAUAAGAAACAAGUGUAAUUUACCAGCCACACAGCUGGCCAAGAUAUUAAAAAGUCUUGAACAAAAAAAAAUUAUCAAAGCUGUUAAAUCUGUUGCUGCCAGCAAAAAGAAGGUAUACAUGCUGUUUGAUUUGGAGCCUGACAUAACUGUUACCGGUGGUGCCUGGUAUCAAGAUCAGGAUUUUGAGUCUGAAUUUGUUGAUAUUUUAAAUCAGCAGUGCUACAGGUAUUUAGAACAAAAAAGGGACUCAGUUGACGAAACAGUCGCUAACAUGGGACCAAUGUAUAUAAAACGAGCCAGUUAUGCGACUGCAGAAGAAGUCAAAGACUAUAUAAUUAAAAUUAAAAUCAGUAAGGUAAAACUUAGAGCAGAAGAUUUAGAAAUGAUACUCAAUACCUUGAUAUACGAUGGUAAGGUAGAAAAAUACAUAGCACCUGAUAAAAAAGUGUCGUACAGAGCAAUUAAACCUUUGGUGGAUACACCAGGUCUUGUAAAAAGUAGUUGUGGAGUUUGCCCUGUAAGAAAAAACUGCUGUGAUUUCGGUGACAUUACUCCAAUAAAAUGUCAAUAUAUAAAUGAAUGGCUGAACAGCUAG
This is a messenger RNA of Copidosoma floridanum, 1092 nucleotides long. RefSeq names its product RNA polymerase III subunit F (gene Polr3F). Gene Ontology annotation, cellular component: RNA polymerase III complex. NCBI's taxonomy places the organism in Eukaryota, Metazoa, Arthropoda, Insecta, Hymenoptera, Encyrtidae. Gene Ontology annotation, biological process: transcription by RNA polymerase III. The record is from RefSeq and is a predicted model, not a curated record.